AUGAAGCGUAUGAAUACAUACGGUCGAGUAGGAAAGAGAAAAAGAGGAUUCCUAAUUGGUUAUGACCGGAUGACCAGUAAGUAUCACAUUGGGAGUGACAAAAUUUUGACCAACGUAGACAGUCCGACUUCAUGGGUAGAAGGAGCUCGAAACAGGUAUACUAAGUCAAUAAUUUUACAAAAGGAGAGUAGUCUUCUUCUGAAGGAAGUGAUCCAUUGGGGUCAGAAAAACGAAAAGGUUAAUAAAGCUUUUCUCCGUCUGGUGAAAGACUCCCUAAAUUAUAAUCCAUUUAACAUUGGAAGUUUGUUCAAUUUAGUUUAUUUUUACUUUAUGAGAAUUGAGCAUUGUGGGUCUCCAUCUGUGCAGAUACCGACGCGGGAAGAGAGGAGUUGUCUUCUCUAUAGCUACCUCCUUCACUCCAUUUUGCUCCAUAUAUUUAGAGGACAAUUUAGUAGAGAAAAAGCAGCUGUAUUGAAGGGUAGGCCGAGGGGAAGAAACAUAAGAGGAGUUUUUUUUUCCCUCUUUAAGGAAGAGAUGAAAAAACACUCUUUUGAGAUCAGAUUGGUCAGAUGUCUUUGGGACAGAUGGAAUACCAUCCCCUGUAUCAGUGACCAUACGUUGUUAAUAAUUUUUCUCGAAAAUAUGAACAUGCUAUGUAUGAUAAACUGUAGAAUGGGGUUUAUGCGUAAUGUUUUUUAUUACUCCAAUUUUAUGGAGCACCUUGUGCAAUUACGUAGGUUUAGUGGACUUUUGAAGGCGAACUAUUUCUCCCUUUCCGCUAGCCUGUGCAUGGCGAAGGCCGCUUGUUUCGUGCUGACUUGUUCAGGCGAUCAACGGAUUCACCACGUCAUGCGGUUAGGCGAAUUGAAUAGUGCGGAUAUAUGGCUGGCCAAUGCACAAAAGGAAAUAGGAACGCGGAGCCCUAUGGGGGGGGUGGUUGACCUUGCGACGAAGGAUUCUUCUCCCAUCAGAUACUCUACAAGUCAUGCGGAUAAGGAGGGGAACACAGUCGCUGACGACAUCUUGCCUCACACACUACUGAAAUGUGAAGAACGGUUUUUAUCUUUCCUGUUAAGCGAAGAGGAGACAGUCAUGCGGGCCAAAGAUGUGGUCGAGGAGAAUUACAUCCUUGAAGGGAACGUACACCAUUCACUAUCAUCAGUUAUAAAGAGAUUAAACCUCUGCAUAAAUCACUGUCUCAGUCAUCGAGAGUAUCACUCCUUGGCGGAACUUUUAAUGUGGAGGGCCCGGUUAUAUUACCAUGUGGGUUUGUUUCGAGAGUGUCUAUCAGAUACUAGCAAAGUUGCGUUGAUAAACCUACACGCAAGUGCUCCAUUGAGAAUUGAUACAGAGGAAGAGGAAGACGAGGAAGGAGGAGGAACUGGUAACUACUCCUGCUUAGGCUUGAUGCUGUCGUGUUUACAUCGCCUUAACCUCCUGCGCCCGUCUGACUCUUAUCUACUUAUUCCGUUAAUGAGAGGCAAGACGGGGAGUUACACGUGGAAGGGGAAAUCGACCUGCACACGAGCAGACCAUGCGGAGAAGAACCACACCUUUAACAAGAGAGAACAUGCGUACUCUUGGUGUCGGCCUGCCGAGGAUAAAAUCCUCCUCCGUGUCCUCCACGGGAAUAGGAAGAAAAUCCCCUUUAUUCUUUGA
Molecule: messenger RNA, 1659 nt
Organism: Plasmodium knowlesi strain H
Lineage: Eukaryota; Apicomplexa; Aconoidasida; Haemosporida; Plasmodiidae
Product: conserved Plasmodium protein, unknown function
Exons: 1
Coding region: 1-1659 (552 amino acids)
Source: RefSeq, a predicted model, not a curated record